Recurvomyces mirabilis is the source of this 915-nucleotide messenger RNA. RefSeq lists its product as uncharacterized. The transcript is spliced from 3 exons. The coding region runs from base 1 to 915 and encodes 304 amino acids. The record is from RefSeq and is a predicted model, not a curated record. Gene Ontology annotation, molecular function: zinc ion binding; nucleic acid binding. Lineage: Eukaryota; Fungi; Ascomycota; Dothideomycetes; Mycosphaerellales; Teratosphaeriaceae.
AUGUCGAGUCAUCCUCAUCCGCCAUCUAAAGAAGCCGAGACUGAGCGCCGACAUCGUGCAGGCCUCUGCUUCUACUGCGGCCAGACGGGUCAUGGAUUCAAGUCGUGUCCCAGCCGAUUGGAGCUGCUUGCGAAGACAGCCGAGCAUAGACGGGUCCUCGAGCUCAAGGAAUAUGAUGAAGGCCCAAAUCGCGAGCCAGUAGGGAAGCGUGUUAGGUUCGACACUACGGACUCGAGCAAUCAGCGGCACGAUAGCGUGGUGGAUGAGAACGACCUCCUGCACCACUACAAUCUCCUGCAGCACGAACCCGACGACGUUCUAGCCACUUCCACAGCUGUGAUCAGGAAGAAGCCACUUCUCAAGCGGCAAGCCCUCGCACAGUAUCUCCCAGGCUUCUCCUAUCCCGGCGGACCCGGGCGGCUAGUCCAUGGCACGAAGAUGGCACUCCGGGAGCUCAGACUCGCCGUCACACUCGAGAUGGAUUGCCUGGUGUCAGCUUUGGAGACUUCCACGAAGCAUCUUGCCGCCAAAGCUGAAUUCCCAACAAAUUUCCUUGCCCGUGUCCGGAAUCUCCACAUCAACGAGGACACUACGACCUUGUCACCGUUGGAGUGCGAUAGAGUGAUGCUGUUCGAUUUCAGGCAAGUAAUGGCGGUUUUGAAGGCAGCUGGCAGGUGCAUGGUCACCGUCGGCAACUUCGAGACUUUUGUGUAUCGACUCGGGAUCGUUACUUGCUCCGGAAGUGGACCAUCAACGAUGCGCCGAGCGCAGGUCAUCGAAGAAGAGACUACCGAGUGUCUGAAAUCGUUUCGCAAGCGCACGAUCUGGUUGUAUACGCGGGUUGACGAGUAUGGCGAUGAGGUGAGGGUGUCUUGGUUCGGGUUCAAGCAGAAUUGCGGAGGGUAUCGAUCGUGA